This is a messenger RNA of Nematolebias whitei (Rio pearlfish), 1630 nucleotides long. RefSeq names its product dehydrogenase/reductase (SDR family) member 1 (gene dhrs1). Bases 113 to 1036 code for a protein of 307 amino acids. The transcript is spliced from 9 exons. The record is from RefSeq and is a predicted model, not a curated record. NCBI's taxonomy places the organism in Eukaryota, Metazoa, Chordata, Actinopteri, Cyprinodontiformes, Rivulidae.
GGCGUCAGUAGCAACACGCGACUGUGCGUGAACACAUCUCCAGCUCUUUACGAAGAUUACUAAUCUGGGACUAGACAAACCAGAUCCGGUGCGCUCUCUGCUGUAAGGGAAGAUGUCCCUGUCUGGCUGGGUGUGUGUGGUCACAGGUGCCUCCAGGGGCAUCGGGAAGGGCAUUGCUCUGCAGCUGUCUGAGGCAGGAGCUACUGUGUACAUCACAGGACGCCAGGAGAAGACCCUCGUGCAAACUGCUGCACAGGUGAAUGAAAGAGGUGGGAAGUGUGUGCCGGUUGUCUGCGAUUCCACAAAAGACAGCGAUAUCGAAGCGUUCUUUGAAAGGAUCAAACGGGAAGAGAAGGGCAGACUGGACAUCCUGGUCAACAACGCCUACGCAGGAGUACAUGACAUCUUCGACAAUACGGAUAAGAAGUUCUGGGAAACUGAUCCAUCUAUUUGGGAUUCCAUCAACAACACAGGCCUUCGAGGUCACUACUUUUUCUCUGUUUAUGGCGCUCGGCUGAUGGUGGCUCAAGGUCACGGUUUGAUCGUGACCAUUUCCUCUCUUGGUGGGCUCCGAUACAUCUUCAACGUAGCUUAUGGGGUUGGGAAAGCUGCGUGCGACAGGCUGGCAGCUGACAUGGCCGUUGAGCUGAAAAGUAGGGGCGUUGCUUCAGUCAGCCUGUGGCCGGGAGCCGUUCAAACUGAGUUAAUAUCUCAGCUCAUCUUGGAGAAAGAUGGUGUGAAUCCCCAGGUCAAAGAUUUAUUUUCUAUUGGAGAAACCACAGAACUCAGUGGGAGGUGCAUUGUCAACUUAGCAAAAGAUAAAAGACUGAUGGACCUCAGCGGGAAGGUGCUCAUGACAUGUGACCUGGCCAGGCGCUACGGAUUUAACGACGUUGAUGGUCGUACCGUAACUGACUACACGUCCCUGAAGUUCCUCCUGACCCAGGUCCCGUACCUCUCCUGGCUGUCGGCGGUCGUCCCACCGUUCCUACGCCUUCCUCGCUUCAUGCUCACUCUGGCAAACGGACGCUUCUAAACAGCUCCCACAUCGUUCUCAAACCUCAGAAUUAUAAUUUCUGUGUUUUAAGAACACCGCCAUCAUUAACUUCCGAAGAGCAACAGGAAUUUACACAUAACACUAUAUUUUUGUGACUCCGUGGUGAACACACGUUUACAUUCUUCUUGGAGUAUUUAAUGGUCUAUAAAUCAUUUGGUUGUGUUUUAAAGGUGAACAUGAAGAAGGCUGUAAGAAAGCUUUUGUUUUUAUAAAAGCACUACAAUCAGCCGAAGAAGACUCAGAAUGUGAUUUUAACAAGUUUAUAUUAUAUUACUCUUUAAUGUGUUGUAUUUGUAUAAUAGUUGAGGUAGGAAGAUGCUGUAUUUGGAAGGGCAACGAACCUGUCGAAUCCUAUCAGUCACACUACCAGCAACCAGAUUUGACAGAAAACUUUGAGGGUUCCCAAAACCCAGUAGAACAUGUGUUUUAGCUUUCCGUGUUAGCCUUUUUAAAACUUUAGCUUUUGUUUUGUGGGCAGUCGCAGCAAAUGCUGGAGUUGCAUUAUUCUUUGUGGCACCAUCCUCCGUGUACCCAAUCAUAUUAUCAUAGAAUGCCAAAAAAUGUGGCGUCGUU